GCAAAAUAAAUUAAAAACUUAAAAUAAAUAAAUUAAUAAACAAUAAUCUUUUGUGAAAAGAAAAUUAAAAAAAGAAACACAAAAAAUAAUAAAUAGGAAACGAUGGAUAAUCCUAAAAAUAACAAUUAAGACCAAAAUUUUAAUCCGAAGGAUUAAGAUGCGAUGAAUUAAGCAUAGGCAGCCAACGGAAAAAAGAAGGAAUUUUAGAUUUCAGCAGCCACAAAGGAUAGAGUCGAAGCAGCAAAGUCCUACAUAGAAAGAAAAUAUGCAAAGGCUCUUUAAAGCGAUAGAGAAUUUAGAGAGAAUUGGGAACUCUUAUAAAAGAAGAUGGCUUGUCUCAAUAUGGAUUCAGUUGAUAAGAAAAUCAUAGAGCAAGAUGUUAUGAGAUAAGAGUUUGAAUUCAGUCGUAAAAAACGUCAAAAAUUAAGCCCUGCAGAUUAUGAUCCUCUCUCUAUCAUAGGUAGAGGUGCAUUUGGUGAAGUACGUGUUUGUCGUGAAAAGAAAUAAAAUGGUAGAAUAGUUGCAGUAAAGAAAAUGAAAAAGCAAGAAAUGUUAUAAAAAAACUAAAUCAACCAUGUCCGUGCCGAAAGAGAUGUACUAGCUACUGUCGAUAAUCCCUGGAUUGUUGAAUUAUAUUGCUCAUUCCAAGACUCUAAACAUCUUUAUCUUGUUAUGGAAUAUCUAUAAGGAGGAGAUUUGAUGACCGUUUUGAUGAAAAAGGAUAUUCUUUCAGAGGAAGAAUCUAAAUUCUAUGCUAGUGAAUUAGUUAUGGCUAUUGAUUCUGUCCAUAAAAUGAAUUAUAUUCACAGAGAUCUUAAGCCAGAUAAUAUUCUACUAGGAAGAGAUGGCCAUAUUAAAUUGUCUGAUUUUGGUCUUUGCAAGCAUGCUGAAAUAAAACCAAAAUUAUUACUUGGUAAAGAAGAAGAAAAAAUAGAUUUUUCUAAGAAUCCUACUGCUCUUUUGACCAAGAGACCAGAAGUUUACAAGAGAAACAGACAUCUUGCUUAUUCCACAGUAGGUACUCCUGAUUAUAUUGCUCCAGAAGUAUUUGGGUAGUAAGGAUAUACUGAAAUUGUUGAUUGGUGGAGUUUAGGAGUUAUUCUUUUUGAAAUGCUUGUUGGAUAUCCUCCUUUCUUCUCUGAAGAGCCAUCAACUACUUGCUAAAAAAUUAUUAAUUGGCGCAAUACAUUUAACAUCCCUAGAGAAGCUGAGCUUUCUAAAGAUGCUGAAGAUCUUAUUCGUAGAUUAAUAAAUGAUCCUAUUAACAGAUUAGGUGUUAACGGUGUUCAUGAGAUCAAAGCUCAUCCAUUUUUCUAAGGAGUAGAUUGGAAGAGAUUAAGAGAAAAAACUCCUCCUUACGUUCCAGAAGUGAAAGAUGAGAUAGAUGUCUCAAAUUUUGAUAAGUUCGAAGAAGAAGAACCUUGGAUAAGCCAUGAAAAUAAUAGAAAAAGCAAAAAUAGACAAUAAAACUUCCCAUUUAUAGGUUAUACUUUUAAAAAGAACAUGGAAAGUGAAAGGUCUCCAAUCAAGAAAUAUUUGACAGAAUUUGAUCAGAUUUUUGUUUAAAACAUGCAAUAAUAGCAACAAGGCGGAUAAGGCCAACAGUAAUAGGUUUAGUAAAAUGCAUAAUCAAAUGUCCCUCUCUAGCAAUAGACAUAAAGAUCUUAGAAGAGUCCUAAUCAUGUAAACAAGCCUUCUGAAUCAAAUGUUGGAGAUGCUCAUGAAUUUGAUGAUAAAACCUAAAUUAAUCAAUUAAAAUAAUAUUAAGGGGCUGCAUUAAAAAUAGGAACAAACUCUUUAGCAUAAAAAAAUGUCAAUCCAACAAAUCCUAACCAGUAAGCCUAGCAAUAAUUACAAGGCUAAUAAGGAUAUUUAGUAUAAAAUUAAACUUCUUAAAGCGGCUCUUAGAAAGCAAUCAGACCUCCUCCAUCUUAAGAGAAUGGAUAUCCUCCUAACAAUGGGAAUAUUCAAUCUAUAAAUUAAAAUUAAAUAAAACUAAACUAAGGAUAACUUCCACAAAUCCCUCAAAAAAUCCCUGCAAAUAACAUUAAUGCUUAAUAAAUUAGUCCUAGAACUCUUUAGCUCUAGCAAUAAAUAAAUUAAUAGCAUCCAAAUAAUAAUGGACAGCUAGGAGUAAAUAAGUUGUAAUAGUCAUAAUUAUAGCAACCUGAGCUCUAUAAUAAUAGCAAUAGCAAUAACUCAAGCUAAAACGGCCCAAAUGGAGCUAUCAUGAAAGCCUCUUAAUUACCUAAUUCCUAACUAUUAACUCAAGGAAGCACUUAAGGGUCUUAAAAUAAUAUUAGUGGCUCUGGAUUAAAUAACCCUGGACACUUCUUAUACAAAGUCAACAACGCAAAUAACGCUUAACAAUAUGCAAGUAAUUCACAAUAAUAGCUGUAACAGUAACAAAUGACUAAAAUGAUGCAGCAGAAUAAUAAUAUUGCAAACUCUAAUAAUAUAAACAGCUUUUAGCAAUAGUAAUACAUGAAUGCAUCAAAUUUAUAGUUGUAGUAGCAAAACUAUUUGCAAUAAUAACAGAUAUAACAAUAGCUUACUUCUUCAUAAAUUUAAAAACUAUAAACCUCUAACUAUGCUUCUAAUAAUAUGAAUGGUUCUGGUUCUACUAAUCAAACUUCCUUCAGAGUAAAUCCAAAUGUAUCUCCUCGCUUUUAAAAUGAUAUCCCUACAGGAAUGGUAAACAGUGGAAAUAAUAAUAUGCAAAUGGGAAUGAAUUCAAGUUAAAAUGUAAACAGAAAUAUUUCUCCUAAAGUCAUACCUUAAAAUUUAUAGAAUAACUACGGAUAUAAUUUCUUCAACAGAGGUGGCUCACCAAAUAAAAACUGA
Messenger RNA from Tetrahymena thermophila SB210, 2844 nucleotides. Its product is annotated as Serine/Threonine kinase domain protein. Gene Ontology annotation, biological process: peptidyl-serine phosphorylation; intracellular signal transduction. Lineage: Eukaryota; Ciliophora; Oligohymenophorea; Hymenostomatida; Tetrahymenidae. The transcript has 8 exons. Gene Ontology annotation, molecular function: ATP binding; protein serine/threonine kinase activity. The record is from RefSeq and is a predicted model, not a curated record.